ACAACAACAGUUAAAUGGCCUCAAAAUCAGCUCAUCAAACGUCAUCACCAUGGACCAGUCACAAGCCGAUAAAAUUCUCGGUAUGUAUUGGAACUCCAAUCACGAUGUAUUCGAAUUUCAUUUCAGGUUCUACAAGAUAUGUCGUGAGGUUAUCCAAUGCAUACGUGGGCCAACCAAACGAGAAUUGCUUGCCAUAGCCAUGUCUAUUUACGACCCCUUUGGCCUCUUGGCAAAUGUCACUAUUGUCGUUAAGAUUCUUAUCCAAGCUACAUGGAAACUGAAAAUUGACUGGGAUGAGUAUUUGCCACCAGAACUAGAAAAGCAGUGGAUAAUGUGGUGGUCGGCGUUUCAGAGCGUGAAAGAGUUUGUGGUCCCAAGGUGCAUUUCCCCUCGCUACUCAACAGCAGAUGACAUACAGCUACACAUCUUCGUAGAUGCAAGUGACACCGCGUAUGCUGCGGUGGCAUAUCUACGUAUCAAGCAAGGUGAUAGCAUCGACGUAGCGUUUAUAUCUGCAAAGUCAAGGUGUGCUCCCAAAAGAGAAACGUCAGUACCACGAUUAGAAUUGCAAGCUGCUGUGAUGGGUAGCCGCCUGAGAAUCUCACUGGAAGAGUGCUUAGAGCGAGAAGUUCACAGUGCCACAUUUUGGAGCGAUUCCAAAACGGUCCUGCUAUGGAUUCGCUCAACCAAGCGCGAAUUCAAGCAAUUCGUCGCCAAUCGUAUCGCAGAAAUAUUAAGCAGUACGACACCUGCGCAAUGGCGGUGGAUACCAUCUGCAAGCAAUGUGGCAGACGCAGCUACAAAAAUUAAGCCAUCACCAAUAUGCCAAUCCGACUCGAUAUGGGUAAAGGGUCCAGAUUUCCUGUAUUCAGACGAAGACAUGUGGCCGAAAGAACCUCUGCACCUAUAUUCAGAACAUUGUGCCAAAGAAGAGUCCAAGAAAUGUAUGCUAGUUACAGCCAACAAAGCGGUACACAUUAUAGAAGUACACAAAUUUUCGUCGUAUCUAAGACUGUUAAGAGUAACUGCCUGGGUUAAGCGCUUCGUCGGUAACUUGCAAGAUAAGCAGCACCAACGAGGAGAACUCACAGCCGAAGAGCUAAAUAAAGCCGAAAUCUACAUUUGCCGACAAGUUCAACUUGAAGUUUACCAUGAAGAAAUCAGUAUUUUACAAAAUAAGAAAUGUUUGCCGAAGUCAAGCGCACUAUACCAGCUUACGCCAAAGUUGGAUGAUGAUGGCGUCUUACGUAUUAAUGGUAGAAUCGACGCAGCCUAUUGCUUACCAUAUACAGCUCGCCAUCCAAUAAUACUGCCAAGUAGCCAUUACCUUACGACCCUAGUGAUGGAUCACUUCCACAGGAAAAGACAUCAUCAUAACGACCAAUUAACAAUUAACGAAAUGCGACAGCAUUUCUGGAUACCACGGUCCCGUUGCCUCUUAAAAGCAGUUAAAAGAAAAUGUCCUGUAUGUAUUCGCAGUAGCGUUAAGCCAGUUAUGCCGCUGAUGGGUCAAUUGCCUCCCGAUCGCCUCACGCCAUAUGUACGACCGUUUUCAUAUGCGGGUGUUGAUUACUGUGGACCAUUUUUCGUUGCCAUUGGCCGUCGCCGUGAAAAGCGCUGGGUAGCGCUAUUUACAUGUCUUACCACGCGAGCGGUGCACAUUGAGGUCGCUGAAGAUCUGUCAACCGACGCCUUUAUUAUAUGUCUGAGGAAUUUCGUCAACCGCAGGGGUGUACCUGUUCGCCUGAGAAGCGACAAUGGCACAAAUUUUAUUGGGGCGCAGCAUGCACUCGAAAGGGAUCAGCAACUCUUCGAUUUCGAUGUCAUACAACAAGAAACCGCUAAGGAGAGAAUCGAAUGGGUUUUCAACUGCCCGGCUCAUCCAGCAUCAGGAGGAUGCUGGGAACGUCUGGUGCAAUGCGUUAAGCGCAUUCUCCAGAGGGUCCUCAAAGACGAAGCACCACGCCUUGAGACAUUCCGCAGCGUACUUAUAGAGGCGGAAAACAUAAUUAAUAGCCGUCCUUUGACAGAUAUCCCGGUGGCAGUCGACAAUCCUGAGCCAUUGACACCGAAUCACCUUUUACUGGGCUGCUUAAACUCCACACAGACACCAGCGGCAAGCCAGGAAAACAUCUGCUUACGCAAACAAUGGCGCAUAGCGCAAAAUUUAAAAAACCGCUUGUGGAAACGGUGGAUAAAUGAGUAUUUGCCGCAACUGCUCACUCGUCCGAAAUGGCGCGAAGAAGUCCAGCCAUUUAAGGUGGACCAGUUGGUUGUGGUAUGUGACCCGCAACUACCAAGAAGUCAGUGGAAAACGGGUCGUAUUACAGAGGUCUUCACUGCGAAAGACGGGCAGGUGCGAAGUGCAACAGUACAGACGAGCCACGGCCUCCUGCGUAGACCGGCAUGUAAGCUAGCCGCUUUAAAGCUGUGAAUUCCCAAGGAUUCACGGGGAGGUGGAAUGUAACUGCACCAUUAGCAUCUUAACAAAAUACUUCCCUGUGCGUUGCUGAAUAUUAUACUCUCUUUCUUCUCAUCAUUAUUCUUAUUUAUGCCAUUUCAUGCAUUUUUAUCAUUCGCCUUUUAUCCUUAUAUUCAUUCGUUCCUUUAAUCUAUUCGUUGUGAACCAUUCGAUAUAAUUUGAAAGUUCAGUUAAGUACUGGACGCCACCAAAGUGUAACACGCUUACGCGUUAAAUUGUCAGUUAAUAAAGACAAAAAUAUACUUAAUAAAUUUCGUUUUAGUUUAAAUUUGAAAAGCUAAAGUUUCGCCGACAUAAGUUUACACUUUGCGUCCAACCUAGCUAGCCACCAUCAUAGUGAUCGGAGUCUUUUUCGAGAUUCAUACGAAACCGUCGCCUUGUAAACGUCGUGCAUAGCCGCACAAAUCACA
Rhagoletis pomonella (apple maggot) is the source of this 2892-nucleotide messenger RNA. RefSeq lists its product as uncharacterized. The record is from RefSeq and is a predicted model, not a curated record. Gene Ontology annotation, molecular function: nucleic acid binding. Lineage: Eukaryota; Metazoa; Arthropoda; Insecta; Diptera; Tephritidae. Gene Ontology annotation, biological process: DNA integration.